AUGGAGUUUGAGAGAGUGCUUAAGGAAGUGGGUGGCUUCGGCCUCUUCAACAAAACCAUCAUGAUGCUGGCUCUGGUUCUGGCCACGGGAAACACGGCGCUUUCUUACUUCUUUCACGUUUUCCUACUCAUCGCGCCAACUAGCCAGUGGUGCUUCGUGAACGGCACUGCUCUCGAAGACUUUGAUGACUUCACAGCGCUGCCGCAGCAGCGCUGUCAACUGGUGAGCAUGUCCGGCAACGGCGUAAACAUUACCAGCGUCGACGGCAGUGCCCAGACGUGCCCAACGGGAUGGAAGUUCAACCCAGCCGAGUUCUUCACAUCAGUGGCGAUGGAGCGUUUUGUGCGGGCCAUCCACGCAGUCAUGGAGUACACCGUAGCUGAAAGGAGGACGCUGAUGGCCUUCAUAUGGAGCCUCACCUGGACUGUAUUCGGCGUGAUGGCACCUUGGUACGCCUACCUGCUACAGAACUGGAGGGCCCUUACCGAAACGACGGCGUGCUUCAGCGCUGUUCUUUUCAUGGUCACACUGUGGCUUCCCGAAUCCUCCAGUUGGCUACUGUCGGUAAACCGCAACGAAGAGGCCUUCACCACUCUCCAGAGGAUCGCGCGCAUCAACGGCAAGGAUGUCUCUCAAGAAAAGUUCGCCAUAUUUUUACAGGCAACAGCUAAUGAUGUGCAGACACAGAGGGACGCCGAAAAGCCUCCAAGCUUCUGGCAUGGUACCAUGGCAAUGCUGAAGUCUCCUAACAUCCGCAAGAUUUCGCUGUUGAUAUACGUCGCCUGGUUCAUGAUCAGUAUCUGCUACAAUGGGACCACCGUGCAGCUUGGAACACUUAGCUUGGACUUGUACACCACCUACUCGGUCGCCUUGGCGUUCGAGCUUCCUAUGAACAUUUUCUGGUCAGGCACUUUGACUCUCAUCAUGGUGGCCCUGCUGACAAUGUCAUUCUCCGGCGGCUACAAUAUCACGUACCAGGUGGCGUCCGAGGUGUUCCCCACUGUCAUCCGAGGCCGCGCCGUGCUGCUUCAGAGAAUGUUGGGAGAUGUGGGCAGCCAGCUCGGAGCCCAGGUCGCCUCCUUGGCUGUGCUGGACGAGUACAUUCCUUUUCUGGUGACCGGAAGCUUGGCCCUGGUGGCCAGCGUGCUUUUGUUCCUGCUGCCGGAGUCGGCGGGCACAGCCCUUCCGCAGACCAUCGAAGAUGGCGAGAACUUUGGCAAAGGACAGGGUAUCUGCUUCUGCCCGCUCUUCGCCGGUGAAUCACCGGCUCCGGAAAAGGAGAAGCCAUCCUUGAAUGAAUGGACUGGCAUCCUCUCACUCCACAAGAAGAAUAUGCCGGUGACCCAGAAGCCUGCCAGCAACAAAGGCUUUGAACAUGACUUAGUUGUACCAACAAUAUACAAUUCAAUUAAGUGA
This is a messenger RNA of Rhipicephalus sanguineus (brown dog tick), 1416 nucleotides long. RefSeq names its product organic cation transporter 1-like. Gene Ontology annotation, molecular function: transmembrane transporter activity. Gene Ontology annotation, cellular component: membrane. The transcript has 8 exons. Lineage: Eukaryota; Metazoa; Arthropoda; Arachnida; Ixodida; Ixodidae. The coding region runs from base 1 to 1416 and encodes 471 amino acids. The record is from RefSeq and is a predicted model, not a curated record. Gene Ontology annotation, biological process: transmembrane transport.